Molecule: messenger RNA, 3503 nt
Organism: Lates calcarifer (barramundi perch)
Lineage: Eukaryota; Metazoa; Chordata; Actinopteri; Centropomidae
Gene: ehhadh
Product: enoyl-CoA, hydratase/3-hydroxyacyl CoA dehydrogenase
Exons: 7
Coding region: 708-2867 (719 amino acids)
Biological process (GO): fatty acid beta-oxidation
Cellular component (GO): peroxisome
Molecular function (GO): (3S)-3-hydroxyacyl-CoA dehydrogenase (NAD+) activity; NAD+ binding
Source: RefSeq, a predicted model, not a curated record
CCUUUAACAUAGGACACACAGAACCGUCCUUUGCGAAAGGCAAGGAGAGGAUACCGUCCCACAAUUCUACAAAUCUGUAACUAUGGAUUUGUCCUCUUCGUCUCAUGACGAACAGACAGAUUUAAUUUAUAGUCAUUAUCAUAAUUACAACUAAGAACUCUACAUGUAUAUUCCUUUCAUGAUAUAUUAUUUCAACAUUUUAGCCUUUUUGUUUUUAUUUUCAACAAUAUCUAUUUUGUUGUUUCCUCUGCGUUACUGAUGUUUAAAUGUUCCCUGUGUAGAAAAUGAAAACAUAAAUUCUGUAGGAGGUGUGAUUCUGUGUUGGACAGAAAUUGAAUUGUAGCUUACAGCUGUACAUGUCUUCCAUGUGUUAUAAAUAAAGUAAAAAAAAAGUUUGUUUAAAAAAAACCCUAGUGUAGUGCUAAUUCCUUAUCAAAUCUCCUUCACAUCUUUCCUUGAUCUCAUGACGUUUUCCAAUGAGGUCAAGGAAAAGUGGUUAGGAAAGGAGUUUUUUUUUUUAUAUAGUAUUCGACCGCAGCCCAGCAGUCAAGAAAGCGAAGAAGAACAGAAGCGUUUGGAAGUAUGCAUGUCUACGCGGUGUGAAAGUGUGGCAAAGGUGAUGUCUUUCUGCCAGCAACAGUGAAGUUUCAAAGUUCAGCCUGCACACCAAAAAGAAGUGCGACAACUUGCACUGCUCGAUCGACAUCAUGGCGAAAUAUAGUCGUGUUUCAGAGUCCGUUGGCUUGAUUACUCUACAAAAUCCGCCUGUGAACGCGCUCAGUGCAGCGGUGAGGCAGGGCAUCGUUGACACGGUGGAGAGAGCACUCAGUGAUCCAAAGGUGAAGUCAGUGGUUAUCUGUGGCCAGAAUGGAAUAUUCUGUGGGGGGGCGGACAUCAAAGAGUUUGGGACGAACAUGUCUGGGCCUCUGCUGGUGCCGAUGAUCCACGCCAUCGAGGCUGCAAACAAACCAGUGGUGGCAGCCAUAGAGGGGAGCGCUUUAGGCGGAGGCCUCGAGUUGGCCCUUGGCUGUCAUUAUCGAAUCGCUCACUCCAAAGCCAGACUGGGUCUUCCAGAGGUGACUCUGGGUCUGCUGCCAGCUGCAGGGGGAACCCAGCGUCUGCCAAGGCUUAUUGGGGUCCCAGCUGCCUUAGACCUCAUCACCACAGGCCGCCACGUCACUGCUGCUGAGGCACUGCAACUCGGAGUAGUGGAUCAGGUUACUGAUCACAGCACUGUGGAUGCUGCUGUAAAGUUUGCCCAAAGUGUUGCAGGAAAACCGCUGGAUGCCCGUCGUAUAAGCACCUAUCCAUGUCCACGCCCAUCUGAUUUGGAUGCUCUGUUUGAGGGAGUGAUGGAGAAGGUGCGACAAAGUGCCCGUGGAGCCAUAGCACCAGUUGCGUGUGUCCAGGCGGUCCGGGCAGCCGCUACCCAGCCCUACACUCAGGGCAUGGAGCGUGAGAAAGAGCUGAUGGCCACUCUCUUCACCUCGGGGCAGGCCCGCGCCCUGCAGUACUGUUUCUUUGCUCAGAGGGCUGUCAGCAGGUGGAGCAUGCCCAAUGGAGCCCGCUGGGACACAAGCAAGCCUAGGCCUGUUCAUAAAGCAGCUGUCAUCGGUCUUGGUACAAUGGGAAGAGGCAUAACAGUGGCCCUGGCUCAGACAGGCUUGUCUGUGAUCGCUGUGGAGACCCAGGAGAAGCAGUUGAUGGACGCAAAGCAGGCAGUGUCAGGUAUGUUGGAGCGAGGGGCUAGGAGACGUGGAGUGGCCCCUGCGCUUGAUAAGAUCAGUUACAGCCAUGACAUCCAGGCUGUAGCAGACGUUGAUCUGGUCAUUGAGGCUGUGUUUGAGGACAUGGGUCUGAAGAAGAAAGUCUUCCAGCAGCUUGCUUCUAUUUGUAGACCUGGUACUUUCCUGUGCACCAACACUUCUGCGCUAGACGUGGACCACCUGGCCUCUCAAACCCACAACCCAGAGCUGGUGGUUGGGAUGCAUUUCUUUGCCCCAGCCCACGUCAUGAAGCUGCUAGAAGUGGUGUAUGGACCACGGUCCUCUCCUCAAGCUGUGGCCACUGCCAUGCAGCUGGGAAAGAAAAUGGGCAAAGUCAGUGUGGCUGUUGGAAACUGCCCGGGCUUUGUGGGGAACCGGAUGCUGAAGCCAUACAUGGAGCAGGCUUUCUUCCUCUUAGAAGAGGGAGCCACGCCUGAGUUGGUAGAUCGAGCACUUGAGGAGUUUGGGUUUCCCAUGGGUGUGUUCAGGAUGUCCGACCUCUCUGGGCUCGACGUGGGCUGGAGGGUCAGAAAGGGGGACGGGCUAGCGGAGCCUGGUGCACCAUCAGGGCAGCCAGCUAGAAUCCGACAAGGCCGCCGGUACAGCCCCCUGGGAGACCUGCUCUGUGAGCAGGGGCGGUUCGGUCAGAAAACAGGCCAGGGAUGGUACCAGUACAACAAACCUGGCAGUCAGGUAGCCAGGUCUGAUCCCUGGCUUCACAGCUUUCUGGAGGGUUACCGAGCCCAGCACGGCCUGGUGGCACGUCGCAUUGACAACCAGGAGGUGCUGGAUCGUUGCCUCUAUGCCCUCAUCAAUGAAGGCUUCCGUAUACUGGAGGAUGGAAUAGCUGCAGGGCCUGAAGACAUAGAUAUGAUCUAUGUGUUUGGCUAUGGUUGGCCCAGGCACCGUGGAGGCCCUAUGUUUUAUGCCAGCAUGGUGGGGCUGGGGAAGGUCCUGGAGAGGCUGGAGCACUACCACCAGGCCCACCCUGAUGUGCCCUACCUGAAGCCCUGCAGCUUGCUCUGGAGGUUGGUGGCCAGUGGCAGCCCACCUCUCCAUAAGUGGAGAGAAGUCAUCAGGAAACUCCACAGCCAGCUUUAAAUGUCACACAUUCCAGCUUUAAUAUCAAUACACUUGGUUAAUGAUGAUCUUACACUACAUUGCGUUUUUCAACAUAAUAAUAAUACUGAUUUAUUUUUAUAUAUUAUGCGUAUGGGUAAUGUAAUAGGAGGCACUUAAUAUCUCUGAUCAGCCAGUGGCCUUCUAAGCCUACACUGAGUUACCAGUUUAUCACGUGUGCAGUCCUACCAAAAUCCUAUCUUUGUGAAGCUAACAGACUUUUUCUUGAUGCUCUGUCAAAAAUGUUAAUUCAACUUGGUAAUAUAUUGAUUGUAUUAUUGUUUCUAACAUUUUGUCUGCCUCAUAUUUGUAAGUGGGGGUGGACAAAAUACUAGAAACAGCUUUGCAUAUAUGGCAACUACUGCAAAAGUUAGAACAGAGCUGACUGAAACAGUGGCAACAGACCUGAAAUUAAAUCAUGAGAUUUUAUGUAAAUUGGUGAUUCAGUAUAUACAAUUAUGUGAAUGUCUUGUUUAACUCUGAUCUGUAAUAACAGAUUUCUCAAUCAGUGGUUUAAUCUGUUGCACAUUUUACUGUAUGUAAAACAUGUAAUAACCCAAAGCUCAUCUAAAUAUCAUCUGAUGCCUCAAUAAAGAAAUGUCAUAUACUUGCAUAUUA